Sitodiplosis mosellana (orange wheat blossom midge) is the source of this 3436-nucleotide messenger RNA. RefSeq lists its product as uncharacterized. The record is from RefSeq and is a predicted model, not a curated record. The transcript is spliced from 9 exons. Gene Ontology annotation, biological process: protein modification by small protein removal. Gene Ontology annotation, molecular function: peptidase activity. Bases 1512 to 3131 code for a protein of 539 amino acids. Lineage: Eukaryota; Metazoa; Arthropoda; Insecta; Diptera; Cecidomyiidae.
UGAUGUUUACGACAUUCAAUAUUUGUUGAGUCAUUUGUGAUAGUUCGUCAAUAAAAAUUGACCAAUUGCUCGAUUUAAAUGUAAGUGAAAAAUGAAUAACGUCAGAAUCGUUAAAUUAGAAGCAUGAUUCAUUUAACUAUUUGGCUAAGGCGGAUUAAGUAGUCGGUUACGUGUUUUGUGAAAUCAUUUUUCAUUCAGUGCAAUGAGUAAAAUUAGCCCUUCGAAAUAACUGAAUAAAUGACCACAAAAAUGGUUGAAAAAAAUUCCCUGGCCAACGAUUCAUUAUUUUUGCAAGCCAUUCCAACGACAGUAAAUGUCAUCGUUGUUCGAUUAUGUGAAACGAACAUCAAAAGUUCAGGCCAUUUAAAUUUAGACGCAAUAUGAAAGUUUAAUGGAAGUGUGAAAUUAUGCAAAAUCAUUAUAAAUGCAUUUAUUAAAUCAACGGUUCAUAUUGUGAGCCCAUCUGAGACAUAAAAUUGUACAGUCUGGUCGGGAUUUGUGUGUGAAUGUGUAUUUGUAUUUGUAUGCGAUUACCAAACGUAGGUUGAUAACCGGUUUCAAUAGAAUGUUGACAUACAGAGAGAGAGGGAGAGAGAGACAGAGACAGAGACAGAGAAAGAAGAAACUAGAACAUUUCCUGGUUCUAAACUUAAUGAUAAUUUCAUUGUUGCGAUCAGCGAAAUUGGUUUUCUUCGUUUUUUGGAUUUGAAUAUUAUUUAUUUGCGCAAACGACGAAUCGUCACAUUUUUCUUCGUUAUCGAAAUCUGACGUCGUUACGCGAGAAUGACAAGCGCGUUUCAGGAGCUAUUUUCGUUUUGUCAUAUAUGUGUAUGCGAGAGAGAUGCGUUACGUUAAGGACUCGCAAACUCCGGUCGUCAUACACUGAUUCUUUCUUGGCUGCUGGCCAUUUAACACACAACGAUUGCGAAUUUUCGGAAAAAAUUUCAACCGAAAGCAAAAAAAGACACAACAAACAAACCGUUAACGUUGAUCGCAAAUGCGCACGCUGCGCAAUUUUACCUUUCGACUAUGUGUACGACCGUUGAGAUUGUUGCGUUCAGCAAACAUCAUUUGAUCGCGGAUUCAUUUGGAUCGUAACGUAUUCGAUUGGAGUAGAAAUUAAACGGAUUUUUUUUUGUCGCGCAUAAUCAGUAUUCCAUUGGGAAAAGUGUAUUGAAUUUCAUUCGACACUUCCAUUCAACCGAUCAUUGACUCAUUGUGGAUCAUUGCAUUCAAAGUGAAAACGGAAGAAGAAUUCCUCUACAACCUUGACUCAGACAAAAAAAAAGAACGAAUCGAUUGAAGGAUGCAAUGAUCGUCUGUGAUGAAAUUGUCAAUUGCCUAUAAAAUUGUAUAAUUUCAACAAAUUUUGUGAGUUUUCAAUUGAAGAAGUUUGUUUGCUCACAGAAAAGUUGAAUUUUGCUGAAAGAAAAAAGUCAAAUUUCAUUCGAGGAAGUGGUUGCAAGGGUAAUUUCACGGCUGCGUAAAAAAGACAUCAAAAAGACAGCAAAAUGGAUGACAAUACAACCGUACAACUGUACAUUUACGAUUUGACCAGUGGCAUGGCGGCAAUGAUGAGCCAAAUGUUGCUUGGCAGACACAUCGAAGGAGUAUGGCAUACGGCCAUCGUUGUUUAUGAGCGUGAAUUUUUCUACGGCGGAUCAGGCAUUCAAAGUUGCAUGCCGGGUGGAACCGUUUUGGGACAACCAACAAAAGUCGAAAAAAUUGGUGAAACAUUUAUACCAUAUCAAGUGUUUAAGGAUUACUUACGCGGUUUAGCAGAAAGUUCAUUUCGAGGAGCCAAUUAUAACUUAUUGAAGCACAACUGUAAUAUAUUUUCACAAGAACUGUGCCAGUUUCUGUGUGGUACCAGCAUACCCAAGUAUAUUUUGGACUUGCCCAGCAACAUACUAUCCACACCGCUCGGACAAAGUUUGGCUCCAUUGAUCGAAUCCAUCGCAAAUUCAGCUAGCGAAGGUGGUGGAGGUUUUUCAUACGAACCACAGAUUGGUGCACGUGAACAGAGUCCCGGUUUUGACGAGCUAAACAGUGAAAUUGAACAGGCUCGAUUGCAAUCAAUUGCAUUGGAACGCAGCCGAACGGCAAUCAAAGAGAAAAUCGCCAAGAAGGAAAAGAAGAAGGAAAAAAAGAAAAAGAAGAAGCAUUUGUCAACGUCAGACAGUGAAUCAGCAUUAAAUAUGUCAGAAAUUGAGGCAAGCGAAACAGCAAACGGCGGUGCCGUUGCUAGCAAUGAUAUUCCAGAAGAAAUGCAACCAUCAGAAAGCCGAUUGAGACAAGACUCUCAAGAAUCGAACGAAGAAAGUGAACGUAGUAGAAAACCGCGCGAGCCAGCCAUUGUUUUUAAGGAUAUUGAGGCAGCUGUUGAAUUGGAGAAUCUUGUUCGAUUGGUGGAUGGAAAAUUGUCAAAAGACGAUGAAACUGCAGUUGAGGAGUUACAUCAAUAUUUGAUUGAAGGCGAGGGUAGCUGGGCAUUGGGAGAGGGAUUUUUGCUGUUUGUCGGCCGUAUUUUGGAAGACAAAGGUCUUCCAGUUGAAGCCCGCGUUCACUUGUUGCGUACUCUGGCCGCGGCUGCUUUGAACGAUGACAUCAUUCUAUUGCUGCAUCAAGAUCGUCGUGAACACAUUUUGAUGAAUUUUGCCCAAGACAUCGAUCGCAAAUCACCUGAGGAGCAAGAAGCACUUGCGCUAUUUAUUUGCAACUUAUUUGAGAACGUCAGCUCAUCGGAGUGGCUCUUGUACAUUUCUGAAUGGAACUACAACAACGUUCAAACGUCAAAUAUUCGUGCCAGCACCAAAGUGGCCGUCCACUGUUUGCUCGCCUCAUCCGCUACAUUGAAAGACAUCGGAACGGCCAUUGUUUACAAUUUGGCCUGCAAGGAGGUGUUUGAUGACAUUGCCGUUGAAUUGACCAUGGCUUUGCUACAAUUCUUCAGUGAAAAACCAUCGGAGGAGCAUUUGUUCAGAACUCUUAAGGCGCUCUCGAAAUUUGUUACGGUUUCGGCUGAUAUCCCUCAAUUAGUACAAAUGAUUGGACCACAUCCAAAAUCAUUCAAAGGCAACAGCAACCGAUGUGACGAGCUCAUCGAUCAAAUCUCACAGAAAGUUCGCUAAAUUCACUAUAUAUUCAAAUCGGUGUGUCAAGUCGGAAAAAUAAAAUCUAAGCAAAAAUAAUUAAAUGGAAAGAAGAAUUUUGUGCAUUUCAAAAAAAAAAAAAAAUGAUUAAAUUAUCAAUUGUGUUGACAUUUUUAUUUCGAAUUGACAAAAAAAAAGUCUAAAUAAUAGUAUUUGUUUACGAUCAAUUAUUGUAUACUCUUCAAAUAAUAUAUCACCAAAUUGAAUUAAAUGAGAAAAAAACAAAUUGUCUUUAGCAUAGAAAAAGUCAAACUGAGAAAUAAAUGCAAAUAUUUUGCAAGUAA